CACACAUUGAAAAAGAAAUAGGUAAUUGGUCUCCUAAUAUGGACUCUAACAAUUCUUACCUCAGAAUUGAGUUAGUCUGAAGAUGGAGAAAAACAAUUAAUACCUUGCCGAUGAUAUGAAGCAUCACUUACUUUGAAGAAAACUAAAAAGGUAAAAAUACCACUUACUAAUACUUAGCAGGUUUCCCUAUAUAUUCUCAAGCUUUCUUGAACUAUUGCCUAUUCAAGUACAACCAUUCAUUAUCAAUGCUGGAGAUAUCUUGGGUUUUCAUAGCGUUGGGUGCAUGGCUAAUAGCAUUAGCUUUUCUCACAAAAAAGUUCAACCAUCCAAAAAGGAAACUACCACCAGGUCCAAGGCCAUGGCCAAUUAUUGGCAAUUUGAACCUGCUUGGUUCACUCCCACAUGAGUCUUUGCACCAUCUUUCACUAAAAUAUGGAGAUUUAAUGCUCCUAAAGUUCGGUUCCAAGCCUGUUCUGAUAGCAUCAUCUCCAGAAAUGGCUAAAGAGAUAUUAAAAACACAUGAUGCUAUCUUUGCUUCUCGUCCUGCAUUGGCAGCGGGUAAGUACACUAGCUUUAACUACUCAGACAUAACAUGGGCACCUUAUGGAGCAUACUGGCGGCACGCUAGAAAAAUCUACCUAACGGAGGUAUUUAAUCCCAGAAGCCUCGACUCAUUAGAGUAUAUUCGUAUUGAGGAAAGACGAAUUUUGACCUCUCGCCUUUUUCCUCUCUCAGGAAAACCAAUUUUUCUUAAAGACCAUUUACCUCUAUUUGCUCUUCGCAUGAUAAGUAGGUCGGUUAUGAGUGACAAGUACUUUAGUGAUCAUUAUGAUCAGUCAAACUCAGAUGCUUCAAUAGUAACAUUUGAAACAUUGCAACAGAUGUUGGACGAGUGGUUUUUUUUUGGUGGGGCAAUUAAUCUUGGGGAUUGGGUACCUUGGCUUAGUUGGUUCGACUUGCAAGGGUACGUAAAGCGAAUGAAGGAGUUAGGAAAGAAUUGGACAGAAUUUUACAAAUAUGUAAUUGAAGAUCACAAAUCAAAGAGGCAAACAAAAAAGGAUUUUAUUCCAAAGGAUAUGAUUGAUGUUCUGUUGCACCUUGCUGAUAACCCUAAUCUUCAAAUGAAGCUUACGGCUGAUAACCUGAUGGGAUUAAUGCAUAAUUUCAUAACGGGUGGAACAGAUACUUCAGCAGCAACAAUAGAAUGGGGAUUCCAAGAACUUUUGAGGAUACCAAACAUUAUCGAGAAGGCACACCAAGAACUUGACAGAGCCAUUGGAAAAGAACGAUGGGUUGAAGAAAAGGACUUCUCCCAGCUACCUUAUAUAGACGCCAUAAUCAAAGAGACAUUUAGAUUGCACCCUUUAUGUGCAUUGCUUCCUCCCCAUUACUCUACUGAGGAUUGUACUGUUGCUGGUUAUGACAUACCAAAAGGGACAGCUGCUUAUAUAAACGCAUGGUCUAUAGGAAGAAAUUCAAAGUAUUGGGAUAGGCCAGAAGAGUUCAUUCCAGAAAGGUUCAUAGAAAAUAACAUAGACAUGAAAGGACAAAACUUCUCACUAUUGCCAUUUGGUUCUGGAAGGAGGAGGUGUCCCGGGUAUAACUUUGGAAUUAAGGUUGUUCGAGCAACAAUGGCUGACUUGUUGCAUGGAUUCAAUUGGAAAUUAGCAGGAAAUUUGGAAGAUAUAAGCAUGGAGGAGAUUUAUGGAUUGACUACACAUCCAAAGAGGCCGAUAUCUAUGAUCAUGGAACCAAGACUUCCCCUCCAUCUUUAUUAGGAUAAGUACUUUGUUCUAUUCUUAUCAAUUUAAGUUUUAUGCCAGCAUUAAGUUAAAAUAAAAUUCCACUAUUUGAUGAGGCAA
Messenger RNA from Capsicum annuum, 1862 nucleotides. RefSeq names its product cytochrome P450 71A1. Lineage: Eukaryota; Viridiplantae; Streptophyta; Magnoliopsida; Solanales; Solanaceae. The record is from RefSeq and is a predicted model, not a curated record. The transcript has 2 exons. Gene Ontology annotation, molecular function: heme binding; monooxygenase activity; iron ion binding. The coding region runs from base 246 to 1778 and encodes 510 amino acids.